AUGGCCCCUCCAGUUGCCAUAGCAGCAGUCUCCUCCUCUGCGUAUUCCUCCCUGAGAACCUGGCACCCCUGCAGGAGGACAAAACCCUUCUACUCCAUCGUCCACCACCAGCGGACCUCCCGUGCACCUCUACCCGGGACCAAGGCUCUUUGCCCCGGCCACUCUGCUAACCGCGUUACGCUGCACCUCCGGAGCUCAUCACACGUCUCUCCCCGGAAUCGGAGGCGUGCUCAGCGGACUGCACGGGUUCCAAACACCAGGAGCCUGUGGAAAUCUGUGGGGGUCGCCUGA
Molecule: messenger RNA, 291 nt
Organism: Knipowitschia caucasica
Lineage: Eukaryota; Metazoa; Chordata; Actinopteri; Gobiiformes; Gobiidae
Source: the annotation of a GenBank genome assembly